CACGGCCACACGUUGGCCGCUUCCCGGAGGACCGUGGCACCCUCCGUGCGCGCGAGAGAGGGGCAGCCCGGAGACGCUCAGCCCCGACCAAGCGCUGCUUGGAAGAGGAACUCCAUCUCCCUGAGCCCGCGGCCGUGCAGAGCCACCGGGUGCUGCCGAGCCCUCCGCAGGCAGCUCUGUCGCUGGCGGAGAUCGCAGAGCUGUGCCGGUGAUGUCCCCGCAAUACGAGUCCGAGUUUGGCGGGCUGUGGCCUCCAAGAUGGAUUUCCUCUGGAUCUGCCUCAUCCUGUUGGCAGUGGUGCUGCCCGAAGGCAGCCUGGCAGACCUGGAGAAGCAGAGGAUGGGCUCUGGAUUGGAAAUCUAUAAGAAGCUGUUUGAGGUGAAGCGCAAGGACCAGAUGAACGCCUUGAAGAACCUAAUCGAGCUCAAUGACAUCAACCAACAGUAUAAAAUCAUUGACAUCAUGCUCAAGGGACUCUUCAAAGUGCUGGAAGACUCCCGGGCUGUACUCAUAGCUGCAGAUGUGCUCCCAGAUGGGCCUUUCCCUCAAGAUGAGAAGCUGAAGGAUGCGUACUCCCAUGUGGUGGAGAACACAGCCUUCUUCGGGGACGUCGUGCUGCGCUUCCCCAAGAUUGUGCACCACUACUUCGACCGCAACUCCAACUGGAACAACCUGAUCCGUUGGGGCAUCGGCUUCUGCAACCUGACGGGCGUCUUUGAGCAGGGGCCCCACUCCCAGCUCCUGGGGCUGAUGGCUCAGGAGCUGGGCAUCAGUGAGAAGUCCCCCAAUUACCGCAAUCCCUUCAAAGCUGACCACUCUGAGUUCUUCCCCAGCGCUGACACCUUCCAGAAGGCGCUGCGUGAGGAGGAGAAGCGACGCCGGAAGGAGGAGAAGCGCAAGGAGAUCCGCAAGGGCCCGCGCAUCUCUCGCUCGCAGUCUGAGCUGUAGGCCCCGGUGGGCCGGGACCUGCAUCGAUGCAGCCGCUCCCACCCAUGGUUGGGCUGGGGUUGCCCUGUCAGCCGCUUCUGUGAGUUUCAGGGUGGAUUUUUGUUUUUCAGCUGAUGCGGCCCAGUGGUCCCACAGCCCCAAAGUGGGGCGAUCCCCGAGCAGCGGGCGCUGGGGCACCACACGUCAGAUGGGUGCAAAGCCGUGUGCUGGGGAUGGGGGCAUGCGUUGUUUUCUGGAAUAAAUCGGAACGGUUGUUAUUUUUUU
Molecule: messenger RNA, 1212 nt
Organism: Meleagris gallopavo (turkey)
Lineage: Eukaryota; Metazoa; Chordata; Aves; Galliformes; Phasianidae
Product: coiled-coil domain-containing protein 134
Biological process (GO): meiosis I
Source: RefSeq, a predicted model, not a curated record